Symbiodinium sp. CCMP2592 is the source of this 1332-nucleotide messenger RNA. Lineage: Eukaryota; Dinophyceae; Suessiales; Symbiodiniaceae. The record is from the annotation of a GenBank genome assembly.
AUGGCAAAAGCUUCCGUGAUGGAAUUGCAGGUGGAGGCUGGGAUGUGCCAGGUGCAGAGGGACGAGGGGAUGCAAGCAUGGCGCCUGAUGGCCUCAGUGCUUCAAGGCAUGCUGAGUGCGCUCGCCCAUCUGGUCACAGGGUGGAGCCCUGAGACGGUGGCGAUGGUCUUGCUCGCGACUCCCUUCGUGGUCGCAACAGUGUACUGGAUGGUUAGGGCACAACACCGCCUGGCCACCAUGGAACAGACACUGGGCCAGUGCAGCGAGAUGGUCCACAGUAUGCUGGAGAAACUGUCGGACCCAACUGGGGAGCAUGAUGACCUGGGAAGUGGACUCCUACGGCACUACAUGAUGGAGGAGUUCAUUGCGGGAGUGCGUACCAUGCAGCACUUUCUCGGACUUCUGGCUUUCCAUGACAGGCAGCUGGCAGAGUUUCUGAGCCAACUGGAGGAAACCUUGCAAGGCUAUGUCGAGUUGGCAAAGGCAGUGAACAACCUCCUCAGUGAGCUCUCGGUCAGAAUGCCGAAGACAGCGACAGCCACCUCCAUAUUAGAUGUGGUGAAGAAUGUACGAGAGAUCCUCCUGAAAGUUCAGGCGGACCUCGAGGAUGGAGCUGGCAAGGUGGCGGCUGGUACAACAGCGGCAGCGGCUACCCCCACGCCGGGGGAUGGCUCCAACUCCGUCCUGGACAGAUGCCGCGAAACCUUGGCGCGUGUAGAACUCCUUGACAAGAAUUUGGAGAAAAUGCACAACAAGUUUACCGGGCUGGCCAAACUGUUCGAGUCAUAUGAUCCUACGAAGACAGUGGUGGAGGUUGGGAGCAAAACAAAGAUGCAAUCGAUCCAGGAUGACGUGGGGCUGAAUCGGGGGCAGGCGAAUCAGCUGCAUAAGGACAAGGUCACCCUCCUCAAGACCAUGGAAAAGAGCCUCGCCACCCUCCAGAAUCACCGGCGAUGGGCCGCACCGAUCGACAGUGCGGGACAGAACAGAGCCAUCGACCUCCUCCUGGCCCAUGGGGAGACACAGAAGGAACACUCGGACCUGCUGGAGAGGACAGACCAGGUCUUGCAGGAGCUUCGGGAGGCCUGUCGUGAUCAGUCCACCAAGACCCAGGAGCUCGGCAACAUCGUGUUUGAGUUUGAGCUGAGGGAGCGGUUUGCGGAGCGCUUUGGUAUCCGAGGUGGAGUGCCCAUUACGCCCAUCCAGACUGCGAGCUCCCGGGCACCGACGGUGAUCGACCUGCAAUCCCGGAUUGCACGACCAGUCAAUUUUGCGACGGUCACAUUCCCAGACGGUAGGGUAUCCAUGGUGCCGGAAGGUCAGCUCCACUAG